AGCUUUUACUGAGCGCCAGGUGUUGAGUCCCACAUAGUGGGGUCACUCUAGGAGGGAUCCUGAGACCUAUUUCUCACUCUAGACUCUUUCACUGGUGUGCUUCAACCCUGAGACCUCAAUGUGGGCGUCACCUCGCAUUUUGAGAUUUCCAACCCAAAUCUUUUCCCUCAGAUCCGACUCCAGGCUGACAACUGUAAGUCUCAAGGACAGUUAAGACUCAACAUUUUAAAAACUUAAUUCUUUUGUCUCACCCCCCACCCCCACCCCAACCCUGUCCCAAAUCUGAUGCUUUUCAGAGAUGCUGCUUCCUUGAAAGGGAUCCUCAUUUCCUCUUGCCAUGCAAGCCAGAAACCGCGCUCAUUCUGGACACCUUUGUCUCCCUCACCUCAGGACUUGGUGGUGGAUCUUGCCGACACCUCCCCGUUCCAUGUUUCUAGAUCUCCACUUCCACCACCCUGGUCCCCCUACCUCAUCUCUGGCCUGGACAACUGCAUUGCCCUUCCACUUGUACUUCCUAAUCCAUUGUCCCAUCCGUUCCCUGCUCAUCAGCCAGAGUGGGAUUGCUCCAAAUGCUCUUCCCCCCAAAAAGAGCAGAUUUCGCUCCAUCCCUGUCUUCACAUAUUUCAGUGGAUGGCAUGGAUCUGGUAACAGACCAACAGUCUAACACGGUUCCAAUGCUAUUUUGCGCAACCUGUCUGGUGACUGUUUGCCCUUUGAUCUCUGCGCUUGGGCCGCCCUGAUUCUCCAUCAGGUCCUUAAACCAGCCACCUUCAGCCUCUUGCAAGACCUUGACGUAUGGCUGAUAGCCUGAAAAGUCAUCUCUUCUCCAAAGUUUACCACCAUACUGUCUAUGCUGCCUUUAUUUCUCAGCUUUAUUUCUCUUCCUCGCCAAAGCAUUUCUCAAUUUCCCGUACUGGAUUAGGUCUGUAAAUGUUGUUCAAAGCACUUUAAAUAAUUGGUGCCCGUAGAGUUACCUGUGUGCAUGUGUGUGUGUGUUUGAUGAAUAUCCAUUCUUUUUACUAGAAGAUAAGCUCAGGAGAACAAGGACCACGUCUCUGUAUUUACCCUUAUGCCCGCCUAUGCCUAGCGUAGAGCUAGAACAUCGUAGUGGUCCGGUACAUAUUUGAAUAAGUACAUCGUGAGGAGGCACGACGGGAUUACGACAUGAUUAAACAAACUAUCUUGUGUUCUAGUUAUUGGGCAAGAAACAAUCUCCGUCUCUAAAGCAGGGAUUUUCAAACAUUGGUGAGGAUCACGAUCACCUGGAGAACUUAUAAAGCGUGCUGGCUCCCGGCCCCAGCAUUUCUGAUUCAGUAGGCGUGGGUGUGUCAAAACUCUGCAUUUCUAAUGAGCUUCCUGGUGAGACCAGACUUCCAGAACCACAGUACGAGACCAUAUACAUUUUUGAAGACACUUCUUCCAUUUUUGAGAAAUCAUUCCUUUUCAUUUACUGCACGAGGCAUAGCCUUGGAUGCUACAGGAAAGGGUCAGCUUUGCUCCUCCCGAGUUGUUUCCAGCCUUGGGAGAAGCUCCCAUAUUUCUACAACUGUGCCUGGCAUGGCUUGGGGACUCCGUUUCCAGCAGGGAUUUUAUUCACUAGCAGGACUCUCGUGAUUCUCAACAGGGACAAGUGCCUGCAACUGAAACGAAAGCACAGAGGGAGGGGAGGGAGGCUUAGGUUUCAAACAUCUUUCACUGAGGAAUUAGCUAUAAAGAGACACACAACAAUAAAGCAUGAAUUGAGCCCAGACACCGUCGUUCACAGCAAACUUACCCUCUGAAACUGGCUCCACGCCAGCUUGAAGCCAGGUGCCUCUCUUGGAUCUCAGUCAAGUGCCCUGCGGCCACCUACGGAGCACUCAGGUAAGAUCCUGAAAGCCCCUCACCUCCAUCUGCCCUGCUUGAUUAGUAUUUCAGGUCCCACCAAAGGACUCCCAGCUGGCUGGCCCGGGUCCAGCCGCUCAGGCUCGCCCAUCACAUCCUCGGUGCCACCGUGGGGAGGAUGGGCCGGACCGUCAGGAGGGGGAUGACAACUGGGCCACCUUCGUCUCUCGGAGCUCACCUCAGAGAGGCGCUCCAGCUGUGCUGCCUCUGCUGUGCGUCGGUCGCCGCAGCCCUAGCCAGUGACGGCGGCGGCGGCGGCGGCGGAUUAAACGUCGAUUACGUCUUUGUCACGCCGGUGGAAGUGGACUCAGGCGGGUCGUAUAUUUCACACGACAUUUUGCACAACGGCAGGAAAAAGCGAUCGGCGGGGAGUGCCGGCAGCUCCCCGCAUUACCGAUUUUCAGCAUUUGGACAGGAACUACAUUUAGAACUGAAGCCCUCGGCGAUUUUGAGCAGUCACUUUGUUGUCCAGGUACUUGGAAAUGAUGGUGCUUUGGAGACUCCGGAACCCGCAGUGCAGCGAUGCUUCUAUCAGGGAUUUAUCAGAAAUGACAGCUUCUCCUCCGUCGCUGUGUCUACGUGUGCCGGCUUGUCAGGUCUAAUAAGGACCCGAAAAAAUGAAUUCCUCAUCUCCCCGUUACCUCAGCUGCUGGCCCAGGAACAUAACUACAGUGCACCUGCAGGGCAUCAUCCUCACGUACUGUACAAAAGGACGGCUGAGGAGAAGGUCCAGCGUUGCCAUGGCUACCUAGGCUCCAGCGGGCAUCAUCCUGGUCACCCCCCAAAUCACAUGCCCCACACAUCUCGGAGUCAAGAAAGAGAGCAUCACCACCCAAGGUUGCAAAAGCAGCAUUUUUGUGGACGACGCAAGAAAUAUGCCCCUAAGCCUCCCACGGAGGACACCUAUCUCAGGUUUGAUGAAUACGGGAGUACAGGGCGACCCAGAAGAUCAGCUGGAAAGUCACAAAAGGGCCUAAAUGUGGAAACCCUUGUAGUAGCAGACAAGAAAAUGGUGGAAAAACAUGGCAAGGCAAAUGUCACCACGUACAUUCUCACAGUCAUGAACAUGGUUUCUAGCCUAUUUAAAGAUGGGACCAUUGGAAGUGAUAUAAACAUUGUUGUGGUGAGCCUCAUUCUUCUGGAACAAGAACCUGGAGGAUUAUUGAUCAACCAUCAUGCAGACCAGUCUCUGAAUAGUUUCUGUCAAUGGCAGUCCGCCCUCACUGGAAAGAAUGGCAAGAGGCAUGACCAUGCCAUCCUCCUCACGGGAUUUGACAUUUGUUCCUGGAAGAAUGAACCAUGUGACACUCUAGGGUUUGCCCCCAUCAGUGGAAUGUGCAGUAAGUACCGAAGUUGUACCAUCAAUGAGGACACAGGGCUCGGCCUGGCCUUCACCAUUGCUCAUGAGUCAGGGCACAACUUCGGCAUGAUUCACGAUGGGGAAGGCAAUCCCUGUAGGAAGGCUGAAGGCAAUAUCAUGUCUCCCACACUGACAGGAAACAAUGGGGUGUUUUCCUGGUCUUCGUGCAGCCGGCAGUAUCUCAAGAAAUUCCUUAGCACACCUCAGGCUGGGUGCCUGGUGGACGAGCCCAAGCAAACAGGACAGUAUAAAUAUCCAGACAAACUACCAGGACAGAUUUAUGAUGCCGACACACAGUGCAAGUGGCAAUUUGGAGCAAAAGCCAAGUUAUGUAGCCUUGGUUUUGUGAAGGACAUUUGCAAGUCCCUUUGGUGCCACCGAGUGGGUCACAGGUGUGAGACCAAGUUCAUGCCCGCGGCAGAAGGGACCGUUUGUGGCUUGAGUAUGUGGUGUCGGCAAGGCCAGUGCGUAAAGUUUGGGGAUCACGGGCCCCGGCCCGUCCACGGCCAGUGGUCCGCCUGGUCGAAGUGGUCCGAGUGUUCCCGAACUUGUGGUGGCGGAGUCAAGUAUCAAGAGAGACACUGCAAUAACCCCAAGCCUCAGUAUGGUGGCAAGUUCUGUCCAGGUUCUAGCCGUGUAUAUCAGCUGUGCAAUAUUAACCCUUGCAGUGAAAAUAGCUUGGAUUUCCGAGCCCAGCAAUGUGCAGAAUAUAACAGCAAACCUUUCCGUGGAUGGUUCUACCAGUGGAAACCCUACACAAAAGUGGAAGAGGCAGAUCGAUGUAAACUGUACUGCAAGGCUGAGAACUUUGAAUUUUUUUUCGCAAUGUCUGGCAAGGUGAAAGACGGAACUCCUUGCUCCCCAAACAAACACGACGUUUGUAUUGAUGGGAUCUGUGAACCAGUGGGAUGCGACCAUGAACUGGGCUCUAACGCAGUUUUGGACGCGUGUGGUGUUUGCAAAGGGGAUAAUUCCACUUGCAAGUUUUAUAAAGGCCUGUACCUCAACCAGCACAAGGCAAAUGAAUAUUAUCCUGUAGUCACCGUGCCAGCGGGGGCCCGAAGCAUCGAGGUCCAGGAGCUACAGCCCUCCGCUGGUUACCUGGCAGUCAGAAGCCUCGGUCAGAAGUAUUACCUCACGGGGGGCUGGAGCAUCGACUGGCCUGGGGAGUUCACCUUCGCUGGGACCGUGUUUGAGUACCAGCGGGCCUUCAACCACCCGGAACGUCUGUAUGCGCCAGGACCUACCAACGAGACGCUGGUCUUUGAAGUCCUGAUGCAAGGCAAAAAUCCGGGGAUAGCUUGGAAGUAUGCACUUCCCAAGGUCAUGAAUGGAACUCAUCCGGCCUCAAAAAGGCACAGUCAUGCCUGGAGUACGGUGCAGUCUCAGUGCUCUGCGACCUGCGGUGGAGGUUACAUAAGCGUAAAGGCCAUUUGCUUACGAGAUCAAAACACUCAAGUCAGUUCCUCCUUCUGCAACGCAAGAACCAAGCCAGCAACUGAACCCAAAAUAUGCAAUGCUUUCUCCUGCCCUGCUUACUGGAAGCCAGGCGAAUGGAGCGUGUGCAGCAGGUCAUGUGCGGGGGGCCAGCAGAGCAGGAAGAUCCAGUGUGUCCAGAAGAAGCCGUUCCAGAAGGAGGAAGCAGUGUUACAUUCUCUCUGCCCAGUGAGCACGCCCACUCAGGUGCGAGUCUGCAACAGUCAUGCCUGCCCUCCAGAAUGGAGCCUUGGACCCUGGUCUCAGUGUUCCAAGACCUGCGGGCGAGGGGUGAGGAAACGUGAAAUCCUGUGCAAAAGCCCCCCGACGGCAGAGGAUCUCCCAGAGAACCUGUGCUCCAGCGCCCCGAGGCCAGAGUCACAGGAGGGCUGUGUCUUAGGACGAUGCCCCAAAAACAACCGGCUGCAGUGGGUUGUCUCUUCCUGGAGUGAGUGUUCGAUGACCUGUGGUUUGGGCGUGAGGAAGAGGGAGAUGAAAUGCAGUGAGAAGGCCUUCCAGGGAAAGCUGAUCACUUUCCCGGAGCGAAGGUGCCGCCAUAUUAAGAAACCAAUUCUCGACCUGGAAGAAACCUGCCAGCGGGGGGCUUGUCCAGCCCGUCCUGAGUUCAGUGUGGCAGCUGGAUGGUAUUCAUCGCCGUGGCAGCAGUGCACGGUGACCUGUGGAGGGGGCGUCCAGACCCGCUCGGUCCACUGCGUCCAGCAGGGCCGGCCUUCCUCCAGUUGUCUGCUCCGUCAGAAACCUCCCGUGCUACGAGCCUGUAACACAAACUUCUGUCCAUCUCCUGCAAAGAGAGAAGAUCCAUCCUGUGUAGAUUUCUUCAGCUGGUGUCACCUUGUUCCUCAACAUGGCAUCUGCAACCACAAAUUUCACGGUCAUCAGUGCUGCAAAUCCUGCACGAGGAAGAGCUGACCUUGAUGCCCUCCCUAACACCGCAGGACCAGGGUCUCACCUCUCUCCUCCGGAGCUCGAAAGCUGAUCCCUGCAGACCACUCCUGCAUGGCUACAGCAGCCCCCGGGGAGCUGGCUCUCAAGAACAGACAGGCUCCUUCUCCAAGUCCCCAAAGCACACGGUACUCCGAAGCACUUGAAGACGGGAAGCGAGGACCCAUCUGACUUCCAAGAGAAAUGACAAAAGAACGUUUUUGAUUUGCACUGUUACAGGAAAGAGGUGAUGGGUCACAUUGAGAUACGUCACCUUUUAAUUUUGACGAAGAAUCUGGUCAACUCUGGGAGAGACACCCCCCCCCGCCCUUGAAGUUUAGAGUGUUCCAUGGCAAGGACAUGUUUUGAAAUGGUUCUUGAAGACUUAGAUCCAAGACUGAGCCUUGGAGCAAUCAAAUACGGAUGGAACACCUUGCUUAACCGUUAUUCGGAGCUCACAGUUGGAUGGACGCUGUGGCCAGCCCGAAUUCGGUUACACAGGAAGCCAAAUGGUGCUCAUAACUGUGCUUGCUGCUGGACCAACAAGCUUCACGUUAUGUUUAUUCAGUGUGCGUGUGUUGUUUUUAUUAUUUUGUUCAAAGUAUAUCCUGCUUAUAGAGAGUCUCCAAGACUAAAAUUUACAACUUGAAAAGUGUUCUGAGGAAUAUUCUGAAAACAGGGCAACUUGGACUAUUUAAGAAGAUCUCCAUUGAAUUGAAAUUACAAUCUGAAAAAAAAAAAACCCACAAAACUUACAUCAAAGGCCAACGUUGACGUCCUACACAUUAUAUGAACCUCGUAACUCUUGGUGCUAGCUGAACAAGGACAUGGAGCCUCAAGUCUGCUCUUUGGGAAUCAGAAUUGGUGAGGUGUUCAUUUCUGGUAAAAAGCGAGGAGGAGCUAAGUAGCAAAAUCACAGUGUUAGACUAUCAUUUAUAAUGUUCCCUACAUAUCAGCAGGGCUGCUUGGAAAAUUAAAGACCACUUGUGGUUUUUCUCCUACCAACUGUCAUGUUUAAAAUUUCCCUAAGAUUUAGUUAACAACAAGAAAAGAGUGGCAAUAGAAAACCCAUCUGUCUUCUUGCUAUGUUAAUAUUAAUAAAUCAUAAGCCAAGGCCCUUCAAUAAAUACGAAUAUUUUAUAAUCUUACAGAUGAUAUUUUCAGUCAUCGGAAGCCAGCUGUUGAUAGGCAUUAAUGAGCUUAAAAUUGUUCUCAGUUGGAAAAUACCACACUAGUUUGCCAAAACCAAAGUGACUUACAAGAUGGAGUCCUUCUGAAAUUUUUUGAGAUGUGGUUAAAAAGGGCAUAUUUAUAUAAUCCCACACUAUUCCUCAGUUUCUUUGAUGAAUGGAACCCAAUUUUACUGCUUUCUCAAGUCUCAAUUCAAACAGGGUUUGCCAGCUCAGCACCACCAACUAGACAGUGGUUUGUUAAAUUUAGAACAUCCUUCGUUCCCAUUCUAAUUAAAAUCAUGCCUUCAUGAAUCUCAGAGAAAUAAUGAUUGAAUAGUCUCUCAAACCACUUGGCUUGGCCUAGAGUAGCAGCCAUUUUAUUAUCAAAAAAAAUAUAGUUCCACAUCCCCACCCCCUUGCCCUCUGAAAAAUUGCAAAUUAUUCAUUUCUUUAUAUAAUGAUCAUUUUAUUAUUUUAUGGAAAAAUUAAUUUAUUAAUAGCCUAUUCUUAUGUGUUCUCACUUGCUUCUCUAAGCGAUAUUAAUUCUGAGGAAAAAUGAUGAAUAAAACAAUGGGUUAUAGAGAAAAGUCAAAAUAUAUGUGUAAUAUUUAAUUAUUUUAUAAGUUUUAUAAUAAAGUGUUCUGUUUAUCUUUGA
Messenger RNA from Acinonyx jubatus (cheetah), 7489 nucleotides. It is a transcript of the gene ADAMTS18, whose product is annotated as ADAM metallopeptidase with thrombospondin type 1 motif 18. The record is from RefSeq and is a predicted model, not a curated record. The transcript has 23 exons. Gene Ontology annotation, biological process: proteolysis; extracellular matrix organization. Gene Ontology annotation, molecular function: metalloendopeptidase activity. Gene Ontology annotation, cellular component: extracellular matrix. Bases 2003 to 5650 code for a protein of 1215 amino acids. NCBI's taxonomy places the organism in Eukaryota, Metazoa, Chordata, Mammalia, Carnivora, Felidae.